AUGACAGAAUCAAAUGGUGAAAACGGCAACAAUAUGCCACAACGUCAGGGUCAAGGUGCAGUUGAGUCAGCAGCCAGAAAUUUGGUGUCCGUGCUGCUUAACAGUAUGGCCACAAACUCAAACAGUAUGGCCACAAACUCAAACUGUCCAACACGGCCGUCAGAGACAGAGCUCCCUGUCCCUAGAAAUGUGCCUGUAACAGUGCAGCAAGAAAUGACAAGAUCUUUUCCAGGAUAUUUCAAAUCAAACUUCAGUCGUGGUAAAAAGAGGUGUUUGACUGCCACCAAGCAACUUGUAAAAACAAGCAAAACAACUGCUCUCAAUUUUUAUCUUCUUCCCAAAAAUACAUCCCACACACCGUUGCCAACUGAGGAGCUUGAACUCAUCCAGGCGGGUAUGGGAAGACAAACAGUGUCUCUUCCAGAAGAUGGUGACCACACAGAGUCCUCUGAAGAGGUAUGGAUUGUGGAGAACAAGUGCAAGGUGGUUUGUCCAAUUUGCACCAAAGAAUUCCCAGACGAUGAGAUCACAUUCCAUGCUAGCCUUUGUGGAGAAAGCACGGAAGAUAUAUUGGACUUCCUUGAACAUCAAGUUGACACCACAACAGAAUUUAAGUUGUGUGUGGACAGAGAAGACCUUCCAGACAGGGGCAUUCUGCAGUGGAAAAGAAAGAAAGCUGCAUCUCCUGCCAGUACUCUGAAGGUGGUGUUUAUAGGAAAGGCAGGUAUUGAUACAGGAGCCCUUAGGAAAGAGUUUUUAUCUGAUAUGGUUUCAGGUAUUGAAAACAGAUUCUUUGAAGGAGCUGGAAACCAGGGUAAAAAUCCCAAGUACUCAUUGACAGACCUUGAUAACGAGAACUUCAGAACUAUUGGUGAAAUAAUGGCAGUCAGCCUGGCACAAGGUGGCCCACCUCCUGCUUUUUUGAGAGGGUGGUGCUACAGCUUCCUCUGCACAGGAGAAGUGGACUUAAAUUCUCUGUCUAAGGAAGAUGUGGCCGAUCUAGAAUCCUGUCAACUCAUCAGCAGGGUUGAAGAUUCUGCAGAUGCUCAAUCUCUGAUGUUGAACACUGAUGAAAUUAUAAGCUGCGGAAACACGAGCCAGAUCAACCUGGACAGCAAAGAAAGUAUCAUUCGAGCAAUUGUCCUACAUUCAACUACAAGGCUGAUUCCAAUGCUGCAGAAAAUUCGAAAGGGCUUGGAACUGUAUGGCCUGGUGGACCAGAUGGCUACAAACCCUGAAGCUUGCCGCUCCCUGUUUGUUCCUGGGAACAUUAUUAAGCCUGAUGCUGAUUUCAUAAUGACGAGUGUCCAGCCCAAUUUCAGUGAAAAGGGGACUUCUAAGGAGAGAACUGAGAGGAAGAUUAUCAACUUUCUGCAAGAUUUCUUGCAGGAGGUUGAAAUUUCAGAUGGGGAGACAGAGAGGGCAGCUGGUGUCGCAGAGCCUGUUGCAGUGCCACACGUGCUCCAGUGGAUGACAGGGCAGGCCCACAUCCCUAUCCUCCCUGAUGAAAAGAGACGUUUUAAAAUAACAUGCAACUUUGACCAUAACUGCAGGGAGCGACUAGGAGAUCACUCAGUUUGCUACCCAAUUAGGAUGAUUAUUCCAUCCUCCAGUGAAGGUCUCAAGGUCUGCUCUGAGUCGAGGGACAAAUAUGUAGUGGGCACCAAAAAGAUGAACCUCAUCAGAGAUAUCAAGCAGACCGUCUUCCUCGAGAGAGUGUAG
This is a messenger RNA of Paramisgurnus dabryanus, 1722 nucleotides long. Its product is annotated as G2/M phase-specific E3 ubiquitin-protein ligase-like. NCBI's taxonomy places the organism in Eukaryota, Metazoa, Chordata, Actinopteri, Cypriniformes, Cobitidae. The record is from RefSeq and is a predicted model, not a curated record. Gene Ontology annotation, molecular function: ubiquitin-protein transferase activity.